AUGAAUGUAACAUUGUGGAAGUUACACUUCAGCCUUACGGCUCAGAUUAAAUUGUUAUUACUACUUCUUCUAGAUGGCAUGGUGUUGAUCGAUGAGUCAAUUAUCGUCUCAGGCAAACAGGUGUACACAACUUUAGUUGCGGCGUUUCGGUACGGUCGCGAAGAUCUGGAUGUACUAGGGCUUCAGUUUCGUAAAGAUCUAAUUUGCUGUAACUUUCAAGUCUAUCCGCCUGAUCCCGCCUGUACCUAUAAACUGACGAGGCUUCAAGAGAGGCUGAAACGCAAGUUGGGUAGCAACGCCUACCCGUUCUGGUUCAAGAUUCCCACAUUUUCACCGUCGUCUGUCACGCUGCAACCGACCCCGGGUGACACCGGAAAGCCCUGUGGGUUGGAUUACGAAUUGAAAACUUACGCUGUCGAAAAUGCUGAUGAAAAGCCAAGAAAGACGUACGCAGGUUUUUUUACUAUUGCCAUAGCGACAGUUUAG
Soboliphyme baturini is the source of this 486-nucleotide messenger RNA. Lineage: Eukaryota; Metazoa; Nematoda; Enoplea; Dioctophymatida; Soboliphymatidae. The record is from the annotation of a GenBank genome assembly.